Molecule: messenger RNA, 4740 nt
Organism: Monopterus albus (swamp eel)
Lineage: Eukaryota; Metazoa; Chordata; Actinopteri; Synbranchiformes; Synbranchidae
Gene: trappc9
Product: trafficking protein particle complex subunit 9
Cellular component (GO): trans-Golgi network
Source: RefSeq, a predicted model, not a curated record
CAGGUACCGGAUGUUGUGCUGGUGUUGUGUGUUGCAAAAGACUGGUUCUAAGGAAGCUGUGGAAUCUGACAGGUUACUGCUCAGGCACAUGUGAAGAUGAGUGUCCCAGACUACAUGCAGUGUGCUGAGGACCACCAGACGGUGCUCGUGGUGGUUCAGCCAGUUGGCAUUGUACCCGAGGACCAGUUCUUCAAGAUUUACAAACAGAUCGCCAGCGUGAGCCAGGUGAGCAUCAGGGACUCUCAGCGCCUCCUCUACAUCCGCUACCGCCACCACUACCUGCCUGAAAACAAUGAGUGGGGUGACUUUCAGACGCACCGCAAGGUGGUGGGCCUCAUCGCCAUCACCACUUGUGAGUCGGCCAAGGACUGGCCCCAGACCGCGGAACGCUUCCAUGGCCAGAAGGAGCUGUUCAGCUCUACUCUCUAUGACUCGAGGUUGCUAGUGUUUGGGCUACAGGGGGAGAUUGCAGAGCAGCAGCGCACAGAUGUGGCCUUCUACCCCAGCUUUGAAGCCCACUCUGAUGUGGAGAAGAGAGUGGAGGACUUUGUGGAGUCGAUUUUUAUUGUCCUGGAGUCCAAGCGUCUUGAUCGGGCCACAGACAAAUCAGGUGACAAGAUCCCUCUGCUCUGUGUGCCCUUUGAGAAGAAGGACUUUGUGGGUUUGGACACGGAUAGCAGGCAUUAUAAAAAGCGCUGCCAAGGGCGGAUGAGGAAGCAUGUUGGGGACUUAUGCCUCCAGGCGGGCAUGCUGCAGGAUUCCCUGGUCCACUACCACAUGGCUGUAGAGCUGCUCAGGGGGGUUAAUGACUUCCUCUGGCUGGGUGCUGCGUUGGAGGGUUUGUGUUCAGCAUCUGUCAUAUUCCACUACCCUGGAGGCACAGCAGGGAAGACGGGUGGACGUAAGCCAAGUAUCUCUCAGCCAGCAGAUGCAGGAAAACGCCACAGACCAGGGGCUCAGGAGGUUCUCAUUGACCCAGGUGCCCUCACGGCCAACGGCAUUAGUGCAGACACCAGCACUGAGAUUGGACGAGCAAAGAACUGCCUGAGUCCCGAGGACAUUAUCGAGAAAUACAAAGAGGCCAUCUCCUACUAUGGAAAGUAUAAAAAUGCAGGUGUGAUCGAGCUUGAGGCCUGUGUGAAAGCGGUCCGGGUGCUGGCCAUUCAGAAGAGGGCCAGGGAGGCCUCAGAGUUCCUGCAGAACGCUGUUUAUAUCAACCUGGGACAGCUUUCAGAGGAGGAGAAGAUCCAGCGUUACAGUAUCCUGUCUGAGCUCUACGAACUGAUCGGCUUCCAUCGCAAGUCAGCAUUUUUCAAGCGUGUUGCUGCCAUGCAGUGUGUGGCUCCCACCAUUCCUGACCCUGGCUGGAGGGCCUGCUACAAACUGCUGCUGGAGACAUUGCCUGGAUACAGCCUUUCGCUUGAUCCAAAGGACUUCAUCAAAGGUACCCAUCGAGGCUGGGCUGCUGUACAGAUGCGCCUCCUACAUGAACUGGUGUAUGCAUCCCGCCGAAUGGGCAACCCUGGCCUGUCUGUACGCCACCUGUCCUUCCUGCUGCAGACCAUGUUGGACUUCCUCUCUGAUCAAGAGAAGAAGGAAGUGACCCAGAGUCUGGAGAACUACACGGCCAAGUGUCCAGGUGGAAUGGAAGUCGUCACCCUUCCUGAUGGCCUGAAGCUGCCCCCAGUGCCCUUUACAAAGCUCCCCAUUGUGCGAUCGAUGAAGCUCCUCAAUCUGCCCGUCAGUCUGCGCCCCCACAAAGUGAAAGGCCUGCUGGGACAGAAUGUGUCCUCUGCCAGCCCCUUCAUCUACUCGCCAAUCAUCAUGCACAACAGAGGAGAGGAGCAUUGCAAGAAGAUUGACUUCCAGUGGGUUCAGGGAGAUGUCUGUGAAGUGCAGUUCAUGGUCUACAACCCUAUGCCUUAUGAACUUCGAGUGGAGAACAUGGGUUUGCUGACGUCUGGAGUGGAGUUUGAGUCCCUGCCUGUUGCGCUGUCCCUGCCUGCCGAGUCUGGCCUGUACCCCGUCAGGGACUGCCUCGUCGAGGGCCUGCCUGGUGUUAAGACUAGUGGCUGUUUGGUGGAGGUCAUUCCUGCCCUUCCUCGCCUCCAGUUCAGCACAUCGCUGCCACGGUCAGCCCACACACUUCAGCCAAUAUCCAAAGAAGAACUUUCGAGUACUGUGUCAGUCCAGCUCUUCAAUGGAGAGACCCAGCAGGUGACCAUCACCUUGGAGAACAUUGGAUCUGAGGACAUAGAGACUCUGGAACUCACCUCAAAGACUGUCAGCACCAAAGACAAAGUGUUUGGAGAGUUUCUGAGCUGGGAGCUAGAGGACGCUCUGUCUCAUCUGCCUCUAAAGCCUGGCCAGUCUGUGACACUGGCUGUCAACAUCAAGGUGAAGCUGGACUUCUCUGGUCAGGAGAACCUGCUACAGGACCUCAAUGAUGAUGGGAUCAGUGUGACAGGAUUGCCGAUCUCCAGUCCAUUGCGUCAAGUCCUCAAACCCAGGCCCGAGACCAAGCCUGUCAGCAGUGAGUCCGGCAAGGCGGAGUACAGCCAUAUUAAGGCUUUGGAAGCAGUGCUGAGCUUCAGGUACUCUGGGGGAGUAGGCAAAGUGGAGGGCUACUACAGGGAACUGUCUCUGGGAGUCCAUGUGGAUGUGGAGCCUUCUGUGUUCUUCACCAGAGUCAGCACCCUUCCUGCCACCAGUACCCGCCAGUGUCAUCUUCUGCUCGACAUCUUCAACCCAACAGAGCAUGAGCUUACCGUCAGCGCCAACAACAACCAAGACCUAGUUCUCCACGCUAGCGAGUGUCAAAGGAUGGCCAUCCAGGUCGACAAGUUUGACUUUGAGAGUCUGCCACUGCCGGACCAGGAGUCAGCUCGCUUCACUAACCCCAAACAGCUGGAGGAGGAGCGACAGCAUGCCCAGGGCUGCCAGAUCAACAGCAAGUUGGGCAUCUGUUGGAGCAUCCCCUCCCUGAGGCGCCGUGGCGAGGCCAGCGUGGAGGGAGUCCUCAACCUGCUGGUCCUGGAGCACCUACAGCUUGCUCCCUUGCAGUGGGAUGUGUUGGUGAAUGGGAAGCCAUGUGACUGUGAUGUCAUUGCCGACUGUAAAGUGGGUGAUGCUGUGACCCUGGAGGUAAAACUGACCAACCGGAGCAAGAACUCUGUGGGACCCCUGGCUUUGACCGUAGUGCCCUAUCAGGACUACCAGAAUGGAGUCCAGAACUACGAUCUGGAGGACACCGUGACCUUCAUCGGCUCCAACACCUUCUACAUUGACACGGUUAAACCCAAAGAAAGCUCCAUCUGUGUAGGUGCCCUGCUCUUCCUCUGCACUGGAGAUUUCUACCUUAAUAUCAAGUUUCAGGAUGACAGUGCUGGACGAGAACUUCCCUUAGCUUGGUUCACCCUGCCUAGUGUCCACAUAAGAGCUCUGGAUGCUCUGCUGCAGGUUGGGGCCACAGAGUCAUAGCUCUGAAUGAAGGAUGGAAGGUUUUGUUCUCAGUGUCUGUAAAUACAACAGCAUUAUGAACUGGAAAACUGUCAAAUGUUAACUGGGAACAGUAGGCUGCAAGAGGAUUUCAAUUCUUAUCAUCCAAACAUUUGAAUACUGUCCUACUGUCAAAAAGUGUACAGGUUUGGCCAGAAAAAACGCAAAGUAGAUUUUAGAUAAUGAAGGGCUACAUACAGAGUCAAGAUACACAACUGUCCCUAAGCUUUAUGAGCCUAUUUCAUAAAUGUACAGAGAUGAGGAAAACUAAGAGAGACUGGAGAGAAAUGACAUAGAAAACUGGACUAACUGCUGAGUUUAAUAUCAUUACACGUUUGAACUGAAUACACAGCAACACCAACACACUCCUGCACAGUGGCUCAUGUUGCUAUCUUGAUAAAGUUACAACUACCAUCUGUUCAGUUGGUACAUUUGGAUGCCUGGUGAAAAUAAAGUGACUACACAGACGAUUCAACUAAUUCACUCGAGUAAUGCGAGGCUGGUUCCACUUCAUUUUCCUGUCUGAACACAACUCAAAAGCUCAGUAUCGCCAACACUGUUAACAGGAAAGUUUCACUGAAAACGGUUCAUUUUAUUGGAAUCACCACACUUUAACUUACUUAAGGUGGAAGGUUUCUGCCUAGUGAUUUCACAUUGGGCCUAACUUUGACACACAAACAUGGACCACUGACCAACAGCAAACCAUGGUGGUGAUCUUUGAGUGAUCCUGAGUCCAGAAUGGAACAAGCUGGCUGCAUCCAUUUCUAUAAAACCCACACUGUUGGAGUAUUAACUUCGUCAUAAAGUAGAUACAGCAUGGCUUGCAGUCAGUUCUUGGACAGGAGUGGAUUGCACUGAACAUGUUGACGUACUGUCUGAUUAGCUUGUUAGUGGCAGUUCCCUAAAUGAUAGCUAGCCAGUUAUUUCACUGGCUAGCAGCAAACACAAGACACCACACACUCAGCAACUAUGUCACCAGUCUUUCAUUUCACAAGGAUAUGCAAAUGAAUUUGGCUGUGUGAGUCUCUUGUGUAGGCACUAACAGCACUGACACUUUUCAGUAUAUAAUAGUGAGUCAGUUGAAAGAGAAUUAGAAGAAGACCUCCGAGUCCAUACUGAUGGUUGAGAUGAGCUUUAUAAGAACACUGGAAACUGCUGUAAGGACAAAGGUCUUUGGCCUUUGUGCCACCACACUGAUGAAUUUGAAUUGCAUGUAAUUGUUGUAAAUAAAUGUUAAAAGAA